AUGGAGAUGAGAUUCAGCAAAAACUUAUCAAGCAAAAGCGCAGGUUCUGUGAGCCUGCAAAAGAAAAUAGCAGAAACUAAGAUAUCAAAUCGACCUGAGCCAGCUCCGGACCUUACUGAUUUCAUGAAUGACAUGUUUUUCGGCUCAGUAAGCAUCGAAAAGAAAGCGUAUAACCUGACUGGUGGAUUGAUGGACGCGGAAGAAGAAGAAGAUUUUGAGUCUAGUAGGAGGAGUAGCGUCUAUAGCAGAUCAAAUCACGAGUGGCUGGAGGAAGCCAAGCGCAUGGUGGCUAAUUCAUCUCCUUCCCGGAAUGAUUCGCCUUCUCGGCCUGUCAGGUUCGCAUCACCUCAAGCCAGAUUAUCUGCUUCGAAUCUUGAUCGGAGAGACCCACUCUCUAGGUCUGCUAGAAGAAACAGAGCAGUUGAUAAAGGCUUCAGUGGAGAAAUUCUUUCAAAAUCAACCAAACAGACCCUUAACAACCCCAAAUCCUUUGACCAACCUCCCCCAGCCGAAAUAUCCCCUGCAUCGGCGGUUCAAAAAUGGUUCUCCAACAUCCUCAAACUGCCCAAUCACAACCCACCACCUCACUCCUCGGAUCGUACUAAACCCCACCCAACAGAUCUUCCCACCACCAACUCAAAUCACACAGUCCCACUACCGCCACCUCGGCAAUCUACCCAUCGCAAAUCCCGGUUCCAAGAUGGCACCAAUGCAACUCAACCACAGACAAUCCCACCCCACUCUCCCUCCAAACGAACUUUCAAAACCACCACAACUAACUCUCCCGCGCAAGACACCCAAUUACUCUCUCCUCCAAAGCAUCUCAUCCAAUCCGCUAACCGGAGAUCGAUAUCGUCCUCAACAUGUUCGGUUCCUGAGCGUCAAGUCCUGUCACCGCCGAGGAACUUAGUGGAGUCAGCUCGCCGGAAAUCCAUGUCAUCAUCGACGUGUUCCACUGAUAGGAAUUUGCAGAAGCCUACUUUGGGUGAAAGGUUUAGGGAGGAAGACACAAGUGGUCGCGACCUUAAUGGGUUUUUGAAGGAACAAAGAAUCAAGUUUGGGAAGAUUUUGAGUGGAGAAAUCAAUGAGAAGGCCAAGAUUGUUCUCUCCGGACCGUCGAACAGUACGAGUUCAAUGGUGGCAGCAAUAUGCUAUGCGUGGUUGCUGGAGAAUAGGGUGAGAAACAAUGAGGGAGGUGAGGGAGAUGAGAGUGUGGUGCCUGUGAUGAAUAUGAGGAGAGGGAAAAUGUGGAAGCAGCGGCAGGCAGCGUGGCUUUUUCUCCAUGUUGGUGUUGAUGCUACCGCGUUGCUCUUUUCUGAUGAGGUUGAUUUGGAAACAAAAAUUAUGUCAAAUCAGUUGACCAUCCUUGUGGUCGGGGAAGAUAUCCUCAAAACCAAUGGCGAGGUCGGAUCUCAGUGCACCAUUCUAACAGACAAUUACUGUGAACUUGCCUAUGACCAACUUCAGAUUCCUGUCAUCAAAAAACUUCUGGUAAGUGACCAACUUCAGAUUCCUGUCGUCAAAAAACUUCUGGAUCAGAGGGAUGGUAAUUUUUUUGAGGCUUUACGGCAGAACUAUGGGAAGCCUCCUAAUGAGAGGACCAGAGAUAGUGGAACACCAGUAGAACACAGGAUUUCUGAGAGAGAGUCUCACCAAGAACCAAUUGUACAAAAUGCAGAGAAAAAAUCUAAUGAUUUUAAAACUGCAAGGGUUAACACAGCGUCACCAAAGUCAGAGUCACUUUGUAAAACCAACUGA
This is a messenger RNA of Ilex paraguariensis (yerba mate), 1758 nucleotides long. The record is from the annotation of a GenBank genome assembly. Lineage: Eukaryota; Viridiplantae; Streptophyta; Magnoliopsida; Aquifoliales; Aquifoliaceae.